This is a messenger RNA of Bombina bombina (fire-bellied toad), 2585 nucleotides long. Its product is annotated as merlin. The transcript has 19 exons. Lineage: Eukaryota; Metazoa; Chordata; Amphibia; Anura; Bombinatoridae. The record is from RefSeq and is a predicted model, not a curated record. Gene Ontology annotation, cellular component: apical part of cell; plasma membrane; cytoskeleton. Gene Ontology annotation, molecular function: cell adhesion molecule binding; actin binding. Gene Ontology annotation, biological process: regulation of cell shape; regulation of gliogenesis; positive regulation of protein localization to early endosome. Bases 486 to 2390 code for a protein of 634 amino acids.
UAAAUGUGUCAUAUGUUUCAGCUUGCAUGUUCUCUUUUACACCCAUAUGCAAGUAAAAUAAGGAGUGUGGAAAGAUAAAACAUGCAGCCCGGAUAUAUUGUGCUGUACUGCAAGCUUUUAACUGUUUAGAUUCUUUGCAGCAACAGAAGAUUAAAACUUUUAUUGAAUUUGUUGGGAUCUGUGUGCAGCUAACAUAUUCUGAUGGCAACACAGACACUGAAAUAUAUAUCCGGCAUCACUGCCACAUCUGAGUCGCAGGUGAAAAAAGCACUAAUCAAAACAUUUAAUAAUCCGAGGCCUCUUCAAAGGGAUUCUACAAAGCUACAAAGUGAGGAAAGAACCAGUAUCAGUACGGAAACAAAAGAUUGCAGUUUGUAAGGAACUGUCUCCGCUUUCCUUUUGUGAUUUAUAAUAACCACAGUUGUAAUUUAAUGCUGAAAACCGGUACAAGAUUUCAUGCAGAAAACACAUGUAUUUCAUAAAUCAUGUCCAUGAGGAGAUUUAACAAAAAACAGUCAAAGACGUUUAAAGUUAAAAUUAUAACAAUGGAUUCUGAAAUGGAACACAACUGUGAGAUUAAUUGGAAAGGGAAAGAUCUCUUUCAUUUGGUGUGUAGAUCAUUGGGAUUGAAAGAGACUUGGUUCUUUGGUCUGCAAUAUACAGCAGAUGGAAUGGAUAACUGGCUGAAGAUGGAAAAGAAACUGCUACAGCAGGAAAUACCUAAGGAAGAUCCAGUGAAAUUCCAUUUUUUAGCAAAAUUCUACCCAGAAAAGGUGUCUGAGGAACUGGUGCAAGAAAUCACUCAACAUCUCUUCUUCUUGCAGGUUAAGAAGCAAAUUCUAGAUGAAGAGAUCCUUUGUUUCCCUGAAGGUCUGUUUCUUUUGGCAUCUUAUGCUGUUCAAGCAAAGUAUGGAGACUACAACCCAAAUAUACAUCAGCCUGGAUUUCUAUCCCAAGAGGACCUCUUACCAAACAGAGUUCUUGAACAAUUUCAGAUGACCUCAGAAAUGUGGGAAGAGAAAAUAAUAACAUGGUAUGCAGAGCACAGAGGAAUUGCUAGAGAUGAAGCAGAGAUGAAUUACUUGAAAAUUGCUCAAGACUUUGACAUGUAUGGAAUGACCUACUUUCCCAUCACUCAAGCAAAGAGUGAUGCUGAUGUUCUGCUUGGAGUUGAUGCAAAAGGGAUCCAUAUCUACAGCACAAAUGAUAAGAUUUCUCCAUUAAAAUCUUUUAAAUGGGGGGACAUCAGAAAUAUUUCUUACAAUGUUAAGAAACUGAAAAUAACACCAUGUGACAAAAAAGCUGAUGUUUUCAAGUUUUAUUCUUCAGAUCAUAGACAUAAUAAACUGAUUUUAGAUCUUUGCAUUGGGAACCAUAACUUGUUUAUGACAAAAAGGAAAGUAGAUUCAUUUGAAAUCCAGCAGAUAAAAGCUCAAGCCAGAGAAGAAAGGACCAGAAAGAAGACGGAGCAUCAGAGGCUAGCAAGAGAAAAACAGUUAAGGGAAGAGGCAGAAAGAGCAAAAGAGGAAUUGGAGCAACGUCUUUUCCAAUUGGAGGAUGAAGCCAGACAGGCUAAUGAAGCAAUACAUAGAACAAAUGAGACGGCUGAACUGAUGGCUGAAAAGGCUCAAAUCGCAGAGGAAGAGGCCAAGCUCUUGGCCCAGGAUGCAGUGGAAGCAAGACAGGAGCUGCAGAGACUGGAGCUAGCUGUUCUCAAAAGUAAAGACGAGAUGCGGCUGAUGGAGCAGAAAAUGAGAGAAGCUGAUAUGAUCACAGUGAAACUUCUCAAGGAGUCAGAUAGAAGAGCUAAGGAGGCUGAGCAUCUAGAACAAGACCUGCACAAAGCCAGAGAAGCUGAACGGAUGGCAAAGCAGAGACUGCUAGAAUUAAGUGCUUUUUGUCAUCCUUUGGCAACAAGACGCUUUUCCUUUGAGAAAAGAGAAGAUCCCUGUGACUUUGGGCUACUGCAACAGGACACAUCUGAUACAGAUUUUAAAAGAUUAUCAUUAGAGAUAGAGAAGGAGAGGUUGGAUUAUCUGGAAAAGAGUAAACAGCUAGAAAGCCAAAUAAAUGAGCUGAAGUUAGAAAUCCAGUCUCUGAAGCAGGAUGAUAGGCAGCUCAGUCUCCUCUCAUUGUGGAAUGGUACACUCAGAUCUCAGGAAAACCUAUGUGGUGGCACACUUUGGAUGCAGACACAUGAAAAAGAUUGCUUAAGUCCUUACUUAAGUUCUUCAGUGAGCACAAUCCAUACUUUUCCAGAUAAUGAAAGGAGUUCCUAUAGCACUCUCAAUAGACCAUCACAUAUGAUGGGAAGUUACAGCCUGGGUAGAGGAAGCAGAACAAAUUCUAGACAGGCUGAAAAUUCCGAAUUUGACGUAAUAUAUAUUUGAAGGAAGACAGGAAAACUAAUUUGGAAAUAGCACAGUAUGACUGGACCAGAUAUAUUUAUUAAUAAUCAAACUGACAACCAUUGAUAUCACAACAGCAGCAGAACAACUUUGGAAAACAAAACAAAACAUGUUUCUUGUACUCAAACCAAGCUUUUUAUUGCAAUAAACAUUUUACAUGGACAAUUUACCUUUAAA